Entamoeba invadens IP1 is the source of this 1125-nucleotide messenger RNA. RefSeq lists its product as hypothetical. The transcript is spliced from 4 exons. The coding region runs from base 1 to 1125 and encodes 374 amino acids. Lineage: Eukaryota; Evosea; Mastigamoebida; Endamoebidae. The record is from RefSeq and is a predicted model, not a curated record.
AUGUUUGGUGACCAAGCCCAAAAAGAGGCAAAAAAGCAGACGAAGAAGAUGUACAAAAUGUUUUACGAUUCUUUCGACGCCGAGUAUACCAAAAUCCAAUGCAUCAGUUUUGUGAAACCGGAUAUCACGCCGUUACACGCGUUUUCAAGUGGGGAAUAUGACCCGAUAUAUCCGAUCAUAUCAUCAGCACAACACUACGCAUUCACUUCAUUUAGCACUUACCCUAUUGUGAAUGGUAAAAAAAUAGGAAACCCAAUAGCAGAUUUUUAUGAAAUGUUAUUAUAUAACAAUACUAUAAUACAUUGUAUGUGCGACGGAUGCGGUAUCGGUUCCGCACCAAAGAAAGCGGCGUGGAGCGCAGGUCAAACAGCCGUUAGCAGUUUGGCUAGAGACAUUCGAACGUGUUCAAAUAUCAAGGAAAUGGCUGACGCAAUGAUCCGGGCGGUGGCUGACGCACACGAGAGUAUCUUCACUGCCGCCGAAUUGAACAACGAAACAGUGUUAAUCGGUUCAACAACUAUUUUAAUACAAGUCGUUCUUCAACUCGAAGCCGCAGAGAAGAGAUACGCCGCACUCACUCUUAAUAUCGGUGAUAGUCGAGCCUAUCUCCACAAUACCUCCUCAACAAAAUCGUUUUUCAACUUCGAAGCAAGAAAGUGUAUGGAAGACUUGGCAAAUAGUCAAGGCCGUAUUGGCAAUUUCACAAAUAAUCAGCCCGACCUUCGCAAUGUGACGUUAAUGUACACCGAAGUUCAAGACGGUGAUGUCAUAAUGACGUGUACUGAUGGGAUCAAUGACAACUUCGACCCCGAAAUCAUCGGCGUGGAAAAGACUAUGGAUCAAAUGCAAAAACAACAGUUCAUCGAACAACAAAUCGGACAGUAUUUACAACACGCAUCUCUUGCGGAGGCAGUCGAGGCUAUCGGGGAGUAUAUCGUAAACGCUUCGUCGCAGGCAAGGGAGUCUAAGUCCCGUCCACAGACACCACAAUCACCGCCAAGUCUUCUUGUGUGCACAAAACCUGUCGGCAAAUUGGAUCAUUCAACUGUUGCUCUCGUCAGAGUCGAGCUGAGAAACCCUGACGACCUAUUCUUUAUCGAUUCAAACUACUUCCCCAACAUCUAG